Messenger RNA from Pichia membranifaciens NRRL Y-2026, 345 nucleotides. RefSeq lists its product as hypothetical. Gene Ontology annotation, biological process: mitotic sister chromatid cohesion. The annotation marks the transcript as partial. The record is from RefSeq and is a predicted model, not a curated record. Lineage: Eukaryota; Fungi; Ascomycota; Pichiomycetes; Pichiales; Pichiaceae. The transcript has 3 exons. Gene Ontology annotation, cellular component: Ctf18 RFC-like complex.
ACAGUGGUGGCAACUCCGCUGGGGCUGGCCCUCGUGGAAAUCCAGGGCGAGCUCAGCAUCCCCAAAGAGACGCCGGCGGGACUCAGUAGCCCGGAGAGCCGGGAGGGCGGCGGGAGCGGGGACGCGGAAGACGUGGAGGUGGUGAAGUUCGGGCGACUCGAGCUGGACGAGGAGCUGCAGCGGGCGACGCUGUUCAUCAGCACGACGCAGCGGCUGAUCGGGACGGUCGAGAAGAUCGACCCGCCGCUCGGCGUGCUGAAGGUCGUGCACGCGGGCCAGGUCUGCGAGAUGAUCGACGUGGUCGGCACCAAGAUCAUCUUCAAGCACAGGCCGCUACCCAUCAUG